AUGGCGUCGUCGUCGAUGGCCGGCGAGGACGGGUCACCGUCAUCGUCGUCUACGAUGACGUCCGAGCCGCCGCCCCCGGACAGGGGCACGCUCAGGGAGGCUGUCGCGGCGCUGUACACCUCGCCCGACCAAAAUCAGCGCGCCGCCGCCGACCAAUGGCUCCAGUGGUUCCUUCGAAGCGACCACGCGUGGCCGUUGUCCAUCGGCAUGUUACGCGACGCCACCGACCUGACCUCGCUGGAGGCGCUCUUCUGCGCCAGGGCGCUGCACGUGCUGCUUCGCAGGUGCGUGAGCAAGGCGGAGAAGACGCAAAAGAGCCACGCGGUGCUGGGCGAGGGCGAUUGGAUCGGGAUGCGCGAUUGCCUGCUCCCGAUGGCGUGGAACUUCGCCGUCAAGACGGUGCUGCACGACGUUCGCGGCGCGGGUUCGAUACCCGGCGAGGCCCCGCCGCGGACGGUGCUGACCCAGGUCUCGUUGGCCAUCGCGGCGUUGGCGUGCAAGAUGCCCAACUGGGACGAGCGCGCCGUCGUCCGCGACCUGGCGGGGUACUUUGGAGUCGACGCGGAAGCCGCGCCGGACGCGGUGGUAAACACCGUCGUCGCGCUGGGAGGAGGCGCGGGUUCGAACCCGGGAAACGCCGCCAACAACGCGGAGGGACACAACAAACUCUCCCCGGAGGGCGCCGCGGCGGUCACUCGCGCGGGCGCCGGCUGUUUGCUGCAGAUCCUCGCGGUGCUUCCCGACGAGGUCACCGCGAGGGAGAUCUCCAUCCACCCGGGCCGCCGCGCCGCCGUCGCCGACGGGUUACGCGCGGCCGCGGCGGAGGUGGUGCACCCCGCGCUCGAUGCGCUCGCGCGCAGGCUCUGGGCCAGCGGGGACGACGUUCCCGGGGGCGACGACGUCAACGGGAGGAUACUGCUCCAGGAGGCUGCGGCGGCGUGGUGCGGUUUUCACCCGGAGGCGCACGGUUCGUGUCCGGGCUCGUGUCUGGAAGCGGCGGUGCGAUGCCUCUGCGCCCCGCACGGCUCGCACCACCCGAAACUCGUGGACGCCUCGGUGACGGGCGCCACCGCGGUGCUCGUCGCGGCGGUGCACAGACCGGAGCGAAGGGAAGCGCUUGGCGCGUGCCUCGGCGCGUUGAGAGCGGCGGCGCGAGCGAACGGACCAAUCAGGGACGAGUACGAAACCGCCGCGGGCCAAUCGCGGGCGAGGAUCGCGGAGGUGCUCGCCAGCGUGGCGACGCGCGCCUCCGAGCCGCCCCCGGACGACGGACCGCGAGCGCCGGACCCGCUGGGCACCGGCGCGGACGCCGCCGCCGAUCGAAAGUACAUACCGUACCGGGAUUUUCGCAAGGCGAGAAAGGAACGCAAGCGAGCCGACGCGAGAGGCAUCGACGAACACGGGAAUUUGCGCGAGGUGGAGGUUCCGCUGACGCGCGCGGACGUCGAGGUGCUGUGUUUCUGCCUCGACGCGCUGUUGGAGGCGAUGGAGGCUGGCGGGGUAUCGCCCGCGGCGGCGCUCGAGCCGUGGAGCGCGAUGGCCGACGCGUGGGAGACUUGGAAAAACGCGUCGGCUAAAAACGUUUUAUCCAAUGCGAAUGCGGGUGCCUCGGCGCUCCUUCGCCGCCCCGCCGCGGACCCGGCGAUCGUUCGAUGCGCCGCCGCCGCCGCCGCCGCGGGGGCGCGAUGCGUGCGCAUGCCCGCGAGCGCCGGCGCCACCGCGACUGACGACCGCAGGGACGAUUACGAGUACCCGAAUUCCGACGACGACGAGGAAGGGGACGAGUAUCGGGAGGAACGCGACGAACUGGGCGAGGGUCUCAGGGACGCCGCGUGCGCCGUCGAUCCGAACGCCUUUCUUCCCGUCGCGGUCGCGGGUCUGACGGCGUCGAUCGACGCGCACGCCGGAGCCGUUACAGCCGUUACAGCCGCGGACGGGGGCGGACGCUCGGCGGUUGACGCGUCGGUGAAGUCGGUGGAGGGUUGGACGUUCGUGCUGUUCGCCACCGCGCGGCUCGUCGGUAAGGAUGGGCCACGCGCGGCGGUGGGAGACGCGAUAUUCACGGUGGAGCGACUGGUCACGAGAGUUCCCGUGUCGAACCGAACCACCGAGCUCGCCGUGUGGACCAUCGGCGGGCUGUGCAAGGCGCUGUCCGCGGUGACGGAGGCGGAGGUGCUGAGAGCCGCGUUGGGGGCGGUGGUGACGGGUCUUAACAGCGACGACCCGUCGGUGAGCCGCGGCGCGUGCGUCGCGGCGAUGCGAACGUGCGAGUCGUGCGCGCGAAUCCUCGCACUUCCCGCGGAUCAAUCCACGCACUCCCAAAACGCGAACGACGCGGUGGGGGCCAUCGCGCGGUGCUACGCGAACGGCGGGCCGUGGGCGCCGCCCUUGGCCACGCUGCGCCGGGGUCAGGAGCCCAUGACCACGAUACUGUGCCGCGGUCUCGCUCGCGUCGCCGUCGCGAAGAGCCCGGGUUCGGCAUCGGAAGCCGCGUGCGUCGAGCUCGCGGGUCCCGCGAUUAACGCGUUACGUAACGCGGCCGCGACCCUCGCCGCCGCUUCGGGCGAGUGCGCGGCGCACCCUUCCCACGACGCGCUCGUGCGGGCGCUCCAGGCGGCGAACGCGCUGUCUCGGAUGGCCGCCGAGUGUCGCGUGGUCGCGGGGGCUCUGGCGGAGGCGUCGGCAAAAUCCGCCGCAGAAAAAAAGUCUGCCAUUCCGGAUCCACAUCCGGAUCAACAUCCUGGGUCGUUUCCCUCCGUCGCCGCCGCCGCGAUCGCCGACGCGUUGCUCCCCGCGGCGGACGAGGCGCUGGCGGCUCUCGCCGCGGCCGCGCCCGUCUUUUCCGCGGCGGGCGUCGGCGUCGUGGCGAACCAUCCCGCGGUGGACCGACGGAUCCACGACGCGUCUGAGGCGUUGGAGGCGGUGGGGGGCCUCCUCGCCGACGUCGUCGCCGCGGGUCGCGUCGCCCCGGAUCGUUUGGCGACGUCUCAGUGCACGGGCAUCGCGCUCCGGCUCGCGUUGAACGCGUACGCGUCGGACCCGGUCCGGUGCCACCCGCUCCUGGACGUCGUCGUCGCUGCGUUGGCAUCCGUCGGACCCGGAGCUCGUUCGAAUCCGAAGCUUUCUUCGGAGCUCGGAGCCGUCGCGCGGGCCGCGCUCGACGCCGCGCUCGACGCCUACGAUCGCGCGGGUUUGCGCCACGACGACGCCGCGAGAGCGUCUAUGUUCAAGCUGACGCAGGCGUCCGUGCGAGCCGGUUGCGCGUCGUUGACGGACCUCGCCGAGCGCGUCGCCUCGCUGGCGCACGAAUCCCUCGUUACCGGAAGCUCCGGCGAGUCGGCGCUGUCUUCGUUGACGUUCGCCGCGGACGUCCUGUCCGCGGCGGCGAUGCUGAACCCGUCGAGGCACGCGCCGGGGGACGCGGGGGUACGCGGCGGGGUCGGGAUGGGCAAGGUGGACCCCGGGAUGGGUCGGUUGGCGAGUAACCUGGCGAGAGCCGCCGGCGGCCGAGGCGAUUUACCCGGGUGGGCGUCCGACGCUCACGAGGACGCGAUUCGAUUGGCUGACGCGUUCCACGUCGUUCUCUGCGAACGCGGCGCGGGCGUCGCGCUGGUUCGCGCCAUGCUGGAGUGCGCCAACGGGUUGAUGCCGCCCGGGCUGGUCACGGACGUCGCCGCGGCUUUGUACGCCGCGUGGAUGGCGGUGGGCGACGGUCGCAUGGCCGAGUGGUUGCACGGCGCCCUGGGGGGCGACCGAGACGGGUUCCCGAGGGACAGCACGACGAAGGAGCAGAAGGAGGAUUUCAUCGGGCUGCUGCUGUUCUUGCACGCGGACGCGAGCGGGCACGGCGACCUGGGUCCGUCGAGGCUGGGGAAGACCGGGGAGAAGCACGAUCUCCGCAGGUUCAAGCGGUGCCUCAAGGCUUUCUGCGGCGGGAAGAAGAGCGGAAGCGGCCAGUAG
Messenger RNA from Micromonas commoda, 3960 nucleotides. RefSeq lists its product with no specific name. Gene Ontology annotation, cellular component: nuclear membrane; cytoplasm. NCBI's taxonomy places the organism in Eukaryota, Viridiplantae, Chlorophyta, Mamiellophyceae, Mamiellales, Mamiellaceae. The record is from RefSeq and is a predicted model, not a curated record. Gene Ontology annotation, biological process: protein import into nucleus. The transcript has a single exon. Bases 1 to 3960 code for a protein of 1319 amino acids.